AUGGCCCAUUUGUCAGCGACUCCACGUCGCUUCGGCGGCAAUGUUCCUCAGAUUCAGACCAAUAAGUAAGUUGUCUUAACGUUGUUUGUUUCAAAAGUGUAGGCACUGAAGAGGGAUGUUCAUGACUGUUGUUCAUGUUGUUAUUUAUGAUGUCUUUUCGCGAACCCCCUAAGGGCGUACGCGUCUAAAAGGCAUAUAAAAAUGAAGAAGGCGCGUGAAACGUCACAUUUGGGCCAAAACCGUUUUUUAAUUAUAAAUUAGCGGUGUUAGAACGACAUGAACCCAGUAGGCUUAAGAAGACCGGAAAAGGUUUUAAAAUCUACAUGAGACGGGUAAACAAUGUUUUCGUAUUUAUUUAUCAGAGCCCAGCUUAUAUUUGAUCUUCUGACCGAGAAGUGAAAUGUCAAGGACCGCGAAAUGGAUUGGAUCUGUCCCCAGGGAAUGGACCAGUCUUAAAAAAAAGAAAGUUUUAAAGUUAUUUGCAUUUACCAUUUCCGGCGGCGGUCUCUGAUAGUCUUAUCAGAGCCCGAGUUAUGAGGGGAAUUCUGAGGAACCGGCUUUUACCAACUAGAAUAUACUUCAAAAGUUUUCAGUGCAUAAAUUUGUGACGAAUUUGUUUUUUUUUUGUGAACUUUGAAACAUUAUGACUAAAUGAGUGCCUUUGUUAAAAUAGUAUCAAAAUAACAGGUUUCAAAGUAGCCACAUUAAUUUACAUUUACUUGUUACCUAAAUUUGAACUAUGUUUGGACAGCCUAUGUCUCUUGUGCAGGAAAAGUACAAUGACUACUUAAUUAUAGAGCCUGGUUUACGUAGUAAGUUGACGUAAGACAGGUUCGAGUACUUUUCAAAGAUUAUUACACUUUGAACUUUAAAUUUGAUGUUAUUAUACGAAAUGUCAUCAUAUAAAAUACCAUUAUAUGUAACGUCUUUAAUUCAAUUUAUUGUCAUAGGAAUCAGACAAAGGACUUUAAAGUUAUAUACAAUUUUAAGUAAUUCUAUUGUCUUUUUGUUGUGUUAAUACCACUACAAUUGACUAUGACACUUUGGUUUUAAUACAUUAUAUGUUAAUGUUAUUAAGUUAAUACUUACUAUUGAAGACUUAUUACAAAAUUUCAAUUUAGUUAUAUAUUAAUACUAGGGUAAUCAUAUUAAGCCGGUAUAAUUAAUCACGCUUUAUAUAAACCUUAAGUAGUUUUCGUUUCUGGCCAAAACAAUAUAUUAUAAUGGAUUCUUAAAAGCCUAACGAGGUCGCGAACACAGUAACGCAAUCACUUUACGAGCUUCGUAUAAAACGUUACAAGAUCCGUCUGGCGCAGAUUUAUGAAACAUAUUAUACGAAACAUGUUAUAGUGGAGGCGUCCCAUUAAUUUCGGCGUAACCCCGGGUUUCUUGUGCCCAUUCCCAAUUUCCGUUUUUUCAAUGUUCGAAUUGAAUGGAUCCCGGGGCCGAUGUCUUAAUCAAAUCUUUUUGAGCAAAAGUAUUGGCAAAAGGUUUGGAAGGCAACAUGAAUAAGUGCAAACUUUAAUCCCACGGUCGAAUUUUGAGAUUAGCCUGGGAUUUCGGGGUGGAGAUUGUUUCAAACUUUGCGAUAUUUUGGCAUUUUUUGUGAUUUUUUUGAGCGAUUAUGGGCUCAGUUUUUAUUUGUAGGGUUUUCUAGUUAUUGAAGGCGUUUUAUCUUGCUUUUAUGGUCAAUAUGCUUGUAUUCUUAACAUUACGUGCUUUAUUUUGGUAGCUGCGAGCAGUAAUUUUGUUUUUUCUUGUUAAUCUUGAUAGUUUUUGUUAUAUUUAGGUUUGUUCUGAAGUUAUCGUCGUAUUAAUUGUUUGGAAGAAUUACUGUGUAAAAAUGAUUUAGGUUUAAAAUUGCUGAUAUUAUUGUUGGUUUAUUUUAAAGUUAUUAAUGUUACGAUUUCAGGCAGACAAUAAUGGGUGCGGCUGUCCCGAACGAAGUCGCUAACAUCGCGGUCAAGUACAGCUUCAACUGGACGGAAAACUCAUUUCAGCAGGACAUUACGUCGUUGGCCAGGCUGAUUCGUCAAGAAAUCAACCGCGAAAUGAGGAUGAAGGAAGGCUGUGUUAACAUGGGGGUAUGUUGUCUUUAUUUUAUGGUAAAAAUUGAUCAAUAUUGACUUGGGAUAGUUAGGUUAAAGUUAAAAUCUUUAUAAUGAUUCGUUAGUUUAAAUAUUUCAGGAGAUAUUUUAAUAAGAAUACAAUUUGUUACCUAAAAUAAUGUUCUUUAUUUUCAGAAAGCUGUGAUUGAUAGAAAAACGGUCGAAUACAUUAAAAGUGAUAUCGAACGAAUUACUGGUAAAAUCGACGAUAUGCUACAAGAUUUAAGCGCUUUAUCUGUAUAUACUUGUGGUGAGCUUAGACAUUUUCGUUAAUUGCAUUUUUGUAAAUCUCUUCUUUAAGUUUAUGUUGAAUUGACGUAUUUUACUUGUUAUAUAUUUAUAAUUACCUUACAGUCGAAGAAGACUUAGCAGAGAACAUAGAAGCAGUGGAAGAUAACACACAAGAAAACGAAGACGGAUCUCCAAAUUUGUCAGCACUUUAUUCACGAUUAAAUGCUUUGAAAAAGGAGCUGGACAAAGAGGUAAAGGUGAAGGAGGGCCUGGACAGAAUGAUGGCAGCGCAUGCCUCUAGCAAGAAUGCCUACAACAACGUACAACACAGAUCGAGCGACUUGAUCGAGGAUAACAAGGCUAAAAUCGCAUCGUUGCGGAUGCAAAUCGACAGGUUGAACAUGAUGCUAAAAUCGAGGAAAAGCAGCGAUCCGGGUGAGUAACCUUUUGGUGCUCUUUAGUAUUGUUCAUGAUGGUUUAGUUAUUUGAGAUUCUGGUGAAUAUGUGAAGAUUAAAAUCAAAUUAUGUUAUUUUUAGAAGACAGGACGAUAAAUUCCAUUGAGUUUAUAAUGCAAGACCUACUAUAUCGUUUGUACAAGGAGGUGGCGUUAGUGGAUGGUGCUAAAAACAUGUUGAGGACGUUGAGUGAAAUGAAGAAACCCGAUGUCAGGACUCGAAAAGAUGCCACAGAUACGUUAGAUCGAGCUCAAGAGAAGAUAUCUUUGAUCAAAUUGGCUUUGGAGAAAUAUACGUACGUUCAUAUUAAUUAUAGUUUAAAUUCGACGUAUUUUACAUUUCUUUACUCUGAUAUUGAAACUGUUUCUUUGCGGUUUUAAAUUUUUCUAAUAUCUUUAAAAGUCUUUAAUGCUUUGUAUUUUAGUUGUCGCUUACCACAAGACUCACCAAAAAGAACGUCAGUAUGUCGUGACAUUGAUGACAUUCAAAGACCAACAAGUUUUCCUCCGCUCAGCAUUUCAGAGCGAUUUUCUCCGCCUUCAGGCUCACAGCAUCUGAGAACGAUGAGCGACGAUUCAUCUCCAAUUUCGCAAAAGAGUAUCUUAAGUUCGGCCAGUCAAUCGACCAUUAGUUUUGGUCGCAAAUGCCCAGCUGGACCACCUCUGUUGGCUGUUAGCGGAAAACUGGAAAUUAAGUAGGUUUUUUAAUAAUUCUGAUAUAUUUAUUAGCUAAUAUGUUGAAUACCAUUUAAAAAAGCUUUUCAUUUUAUGGUUCAAUGCUAUACUUUGUUUUUACAUGUUAUUAUGAUUAUAUCUUUUAGGCUUAUCGGUUGUAAGGGCUUGUUGUUGGAUGGAAGUGUCAGACCAAAUGCUUUUUCAUCGAGUAACGGUCACAGUGAAAAUGGCAAACGAAAAAUGUCACGACAACAAAGGUAAGCUAUUUUUAAAUGUUAUUUCAGGCGGAUUAGGAGUGUCUUAUUAUAACAAUUAUGCCUUACAUUACACAUCCUUUUCCUUAACAACAGCUUAAUAUCUAUAAAAUAACCAUCAGUCUUGUCUUUUUGAGUAUAUCUUGUUCUACUCCUCUAGUCCGCCUGUUUGCACUGACUGCUUUACCGUUUUUCCUGCCAGCCAUCAACUGCGAACCGGACAAUUCGACGAGGUCUUGGCCGCUCUCCGAUUGGACAACCGAGUUGUCGCAGCGACAGAAGCACGUACAGCACGAGAGACCUGCUGGAAUCAGACGUUUGAUUUGGAGUUGGACAGAACUAAGGAAUUGGAGAUUGAAUUGUACUACAAAGACAGCAGAAGCAUCUGUGCCUUCUUGGUGUUGCGAUUGGGAGAAUUCAUCGAUCCUGGACUUCACAAGAAGGUGUUUGAACUGGAACCUCAAGGACAGCUUAUUUGUGAGGUAAGGUCAUAUAAGUUUAACAAACACGUUAUGUUUUUACAUUAGUUCUACUACGGUGUUUAGUUAUUAUUAAAUUUUGAAAUUAAAAAAAGCUUUGAAGAUUAACAGUGAAAUAUAUUCAUAUAGCAUGAAAGUAUCAAAAAUCAUGUUAAUGUUUCAGCUCCGCUACCUCGAUCCGAUCGAAGGCCGCAAACCAAAGCUAGAACGGCAGAAGCGACUGUUCCACGUGAAAGAGCGACGUGAUAUGUCAAACAUGAAGAAGUUGCUGGGUCCGAAUGCGUGGUUCAGGCUUCUGAAGAGUGGGUCCGGCUCUUCGGGCGUCCGAGAACCGUACGGAUAUUCAGGUGAGGCUUGGUAUGAUAAUCGUGGUCUACUGUGGUUGUUUAAUUGUCAUUUUUUUCGUCUAUAAAUGUUCUGUCUAUACAUGUGGAAAGUGCACAGGGUUGCUUUAAUUUUGUCGCGGAAGUUUUGGGUUUUGAAUAAAUUUUGAGCAUUGAUUUUUGGGAGUAUAGGGCAAGAUGACUAGUUUAAUAUAUACGAACUGGGAUUUGCAUAUAUUAUACUGCUUUCACAACAUGCUGUUUACUUAUGAUCUUGCUUUAAGGUUAACGUAUUUAAGGCUUUAUCUAUCGUAUUUAAUGUUGUAGAAAUUAUACUAAAUGCUUGACAGCGAGUUCACUUUCUAUCAUACUUGACUUAUUAUCUGUUAUACCUUAUUUACUCUCUGUUAUACCUAAAGUUCAAACAACUAGACUUUUUCGUCUCUCUGAAUAUACUGUACCUCCAAAAUGUUACACUUGUGUUUUGAUUAUGUUUUCUCCACUGUUGACUUAAAAUGCAAGUUUAUUUAUAAAAGGAAAUGGGAUAUUUUAUAUCUACUUGACUUUUCCAACGGAAGUAUUUUGAAUUCGGAAACGUUCCGCUGUUCUUCUGAAUUCCAAAUUACGAGAAAUGUUGAGCUGGGGUUUGUCGUAACUUAUUUAUAGGCUAGGACGGGGUUUAGUUUGUUUAUAAGGUAGUGCACGGUUGUUUUUGAGUCAAUUUCCUUUACAUUAGUCUUUAAAAGACUGGUAUUCUGACAAUGUUAAUAACAUAUUAUAUAAACAUAGUACUUACCUAAAAUUGUCGCUCUCUUUUCUAUAAUUAUUUCUGUCUGAUACAGUAGUAUAAGGUUACUAGUGUAAGGUAAAUUACUGUUUUGCAACGUUUUGGUCUACUGAAUAGGUUUUACUUCCUCAUGACACUUGUGAAGUCUUUAACAACAGAACGGAGAAGGAUAAACGAUCUUCUCAAAUGCAAUCCAAGUAAAUAUUUACGGUAGUAAAUGGCAUGUUUUGCAAAAUUUCAACUCGUUUACGUUGUAAAUCUAUAUGGGUUUGAGGAAAUUCACGCUUUAUCUUGUCUCGCUUGACGUAUUGCCCUUUUAUAUCGUUAGAGGGUAUAUUUUUAGAAUUACACCUUUUUUAGGAUUUGUGAUUAUAAAGUUACUAAUAAAACUUGUGACUUUCUUUAUACUACUUUAGUACGUUUAGAAUGCCAUAAAUAAGUUAAUUACAACUUAAACAAGUCUUGAGAAUGCUAAUAAUAGCUAAGACAACGUCCGUCUUUCCAGCCUUCCUUCCAUUUGACGUAGAUAGCUAAUUAGAGGUGGGAUUCCACGCCAAGAAAAAACAAUUCUGUGCACAAAACUUUUCUGAAUAUUGUAAUUGGUGGUUGGUGUUUGCAGUUUCGUCCACAUCGUCGUAUGGUGGGUCGAAGUACGGACAACGGUACGAUCCGGUCGGCGGACAACGCCCGCUGGCCGGCAUGGCUAUGAGUCAGUCCGUGUACGGAUCGCUAGGAGGUUCAAUUAAUGCUUCAAGUCCUCCUUCAGCUUUCACCUCAACUCCACUGCCGCCAACCAAGCCGGGAGCGACAGCACAUUACAAAGGAGUUGGUUUGGAGGAGCUCAAGGUAGGUUAAUAUCAGUUUUUAAGAAAAAAAUGGCGGAAAAACUUGGCAAAUACAUUUUUUUUGAAAUUUUUUAUAAUUUUUUUUUAUUUAAAGGAUAGGUAAAAACGGGUUUAAAAAGCCUUUUUAGGCCUAUUUUACCUUUUGGAAACAAAAUUGUUUCGAAAGAAAACAAAAUCUUGUUUUGCUACGAAGUGUAACCAAAAGUCAAUUGUGACAUUUCGCGAACUUAAAGGUUUUAUAUUUUCUAAAAAUCCUUCUUUCAGGCUUCUCUUCCAACUGCACGUAGACAAUCUAGUCCAAAUGUUCAUCGACUGGUCGAAACCGAAGCUCAACACCCACCACGUAUCUCACAACGACAUGCUUCACUGGUACCCCAAGAGCAGAGAAUCACACAGGACCACUUUAGAAUGAUCUCAGUUUUGGGUAGAGGACACUUUGGAAAAGUAAGAUUUUGGGUUUAUUUUUUGAAUUUUAGGCAAAAUACGGAACCUAACAUGUUUUAUGUUCCUGCAUACUAUUCUAAAGGAUGUAUUGAGAAAGGGAUACUUGUAAACUACUCAAAAGUCGAUAUUAUAGCUUAAAAAUGUUAUUUUAGGUAAUACUAUGCCAACACAAAUUCAAUCAGAAGCAUUAUGCUCUCAAGAUCUUGAAGAAAGGCGAUAUUCUGGCUAGAGAAGAAGUCGAGUCCUUGAUGGUUGAGAAGCGUAUCUUCGAAGUCGCUUCAAGAAACAAACAUCCUUUCUUGGUGAAUCUCUUUGCUUGCUUCCAAACCCCAGAGCACGUCUUUUUUGUUAUGGAAUACUCGAUGGGCGGCGAUCUCAUGAGGCAUAUUCACGACGAAAUAUUCAGUGAAGACCGUGCCUGCUUCUACGCGGCUUGUGUCUUGUUAGGACUUGAAUUCUUACACAAAAACAACAUAAUCUACAGAGAUCUGAAGCUGGACAACCUGUUGCUGGACAAUGAAGGAUACGUGAAGUUGGCAGACUUUGGAUUGUGUAAAGAAGGAAUGGGACCCCUUGAGAAGACGUCUACGUUCUGUGGUACUCCUGAGUUCUUGGCUCCAGAAGUUUUGACAGAAAGCAGUUACACUAGGGCUAUCGACUGGUGGGGUCUUGGUGUAUUGAUCUUUGAAAUGUUGGUGGGCGAGGUAAGAAUUUAUAUGUUUUUGUUGUUAUUUUAGGUAAUUAAUUAUUUUCGUUGACAUUACUUUCAAUGUUUAUUUUAUACUUUGUUUUUUAUGGUAUUUACGGUUAUUGUUUUUAGCCACCAUUCUCUGGAGACGAUGAAGAAGAGAUCUUUGACUCGAUUGUCAGCGACGAUGUACGAUAUCCAAGAAGUUUGUCCGUUGACUCAGUCGCGAUUAUGAGAAGGGUAUGUGUUUUUUCUCAAUGGUUAUAUUGCAAGGUUAUCUAAUAUAUAUUGAGUUAGGUUUUAGUAUAAAUUAAUUUUCUGCAUUAUUAUUAAUUAUUCUUUCAAAGUUUCUAGUAAUUCAUUGUUAAUUUUUAGUUGUUACGUAAAACUCCAGAGAAGCGUAUUGGUUAUGGCGAGUACGAUGCUAAAGACGUCAAACUACAGGCAUGGUUUGCGGUAGGUUUUUUGAUAAUUUUGCAGUUUUUUGUUGUUUAUACUAUUUUUGUUAAUUUAUAUUUCUUGUUUUUAGUCUUUCCACAACAAAUGGGAUGAUUUACUGCGGAAGAAAAUACGACCCAAGUUUGUGCCGACAAUUGUAAGUUUUUUACUGUAUCUUGAUUUUCAAAAAGGGUAGUUUUAAAUGACACUUUUGGUUUUUAUAAUAUUUAUAUUUUUAGCGUAACCCAGAAGACGUCUCUAACUUUGAUGAGGAAUUCACUCGGGAAAACCCUCGUCUCAGUCCAGCACGAGAUCCUCGACCGAUAACUGAAAACGAUCAGCUUCAGUUCCGUGGCUUCGACUUCUCCAACCUUGAUCUGAACUCGAAAAACGGCCAUUAA
Bursaphelenchus okinawaensis is the source of this 8128-nucleotide messenger RNA. NCBI's taxonomy places the organism in Eukaryota, Metazoa, Nematoda, Chromadorea, Rhabditida, Aphelenchoididae. The record is from the annotation of a GenBank genome assembly.